AUGGUAGGCUGUGGAAGCAGCAGGCCACCAACGCCCUGGGAGCGACACGCCAAGUUUCUGCAACAGCGACGCGGCGAAGAUGAACUCGAGGGUCUUGCAAUGCUUUUCCCCAUGUACACAGUUGCUGCAGCAGCGUUGCUGGAGAUGGUCGAAGUCAAGCCGCACGAGGAGUUGCUUUCCAGCGGCGUGGUUCAGGAGCACGAUGACAGCAAAGGGCAUGUUGCUUUCAUCUCGCACCAAUGGGUUGGGAAGGGUCAUCCAGAUCCCAGCUUUGAACAGAUGAAAGUUUUUCAGGAUGUCCUCAAAGAUCUUUUGACAGAGACGCGAUACAUCCACAUCGACACCGUGUCGUGCCUCAUGUCGCCACUGAAAUCAGGCUUCUAUUCCGACGUGUUGCGGAGUAGGCCUUUAUUUGUGUGGUACGACUACUUCUCUGUUCCGCAGAGCCCGGCAGCAGCUGCGAAACAGCGGCAGGCCAUCGACAGCAUCCCGGCCUACAUCGCCCGGUGUCGCUUCUUCUUUGCCCUCUGCCCUCUCAUCGAGAGUGCCGCCCUGUCAGGUGUAUUUUCCCCUUGCACCUGGGAAGCGAGAGGUUGGUGUAGAGUCGAGAGGGUGUGUCGUCAGCUCAAAGCUGGAGAUGGCGCAGAUGGCACCUGGAUCCUGAUCAAGAGCAGGAAGCACUUGGAGGUGAGGCCUAUGGUCGUCACGACCAAGGUCACCUCUAUCAGUGUUGGGGAGGGCAUCUUCACGAAUUCCAAAGACCGCGAUCAGCUGGGACCAGUCCUGAAAGCAACGCUCAGGGCCAAGUUGGUUUCCUUGAUGCGGGAUGGAAAAGUUGAGGCUUUCCGCACUUUGUUGAACAUGCAGGCACUUUUGCUGAGAGGCUUGGAUGUUGAACCUGCUGCUGACUUGGUUCCGGGCAUUACGCUCGGUGCUGCUGCACUUCCUGAGUGGCUCCUUGCAGAGAGCUUCCUGUUCCAGAACGGCUUUCAGCAAGUGGAUGAAGUGGAUGGCACAGGCUGGUCGCCCUUGUCCUACGCUGCCCUUGGGGGGGAUCCCGAGGUGGUCCAGGCACUCCUCUUGAAGAGGGCCGACCCCUCCACAAAGACCCGUGCCAACAAACCCGAUACGACCAUACCCUCAAAUGCUUCGGCGGUCAGCAUCGCUGCUUUCUUCCACAACAACGCAGCGCUGCAGGUGCUGAUCGCCGCCAGAGCGGAUCUUGAGGAUGGAAUUGCACCAGCGGUGAUCACUGCAUCGAGCGGUGACAACACCGAAGGAUUACGCAUCCUUCUGGCUGCAGGCUGCAACCUUCAGGCACGAAAUGCAGCUGGCUUCACGGUCAUGGAGAAUGUUGGUAUGGUGGCAUCGGCAAAUGCGAUGGAGGUGCUUCUCGGAAGUGGCGCUACGUCUGUGCAGCUUACCAGGGCAUUGCGCUGGGCAUGUUGGAUAGAAGGAGGCUCCUUCGAGAUGAUCCACCUGCUGGUUUCCUCGCGGGCAGACUUGAAUAGUCCUCUUGCAGUGAAUUCUUGGAGUCUGAUGGGAGUCUUUUUGGGGGCUUUGAGCCUCCGGUAUCGCAUGGGCAGCCGGUCGUUCCCGGCGAGGCUCGCAUACCACAGCGGGGGAGCCACGCCAUUGAUGCUUGCCAUCAUGUCUGGACAAUACGAAGCCGCAACUUCUCUCAUCGCUGCCGGGGCGGAGAUGCACGUCUGCAAUGUACGCAAUCGGAGAGCUGUUGAUCUGGCGCGUGAGAUGCAGGUGCCAGAUUUUCUAAUGCAGGCGUUGGAGCAAGGGACAACUACCCAUUGUCAAAGAAUUGCUGCCAGUGCAGGCGGGCUCGAGUCUCACUACUUGUGA
This is a messenger RNA of Symbiodinium natans, 1857 nucleotides long. Lineage: Eukaryota; Dinophyceae; Suessiales; Symbiodiniaceae. The record is from the annotation of a GenBank genome assembly.